AUUUGAGUUGCCAACUCCCCACCCACCUUCAACCUCUCAACCUCUCAACCCCUCACCGCCAUCACAAUGUCUAGCAGAAGGCACCUUGUCUCUCGAGCUCGCAUGAACAACGAGGCAUCCGCAUCUCCAGCACCGUCUCGCACUGCACCUCAACAGAAUGUCGAACUCCCUCCAUAUCAACACCCCGAAUGCCGAAUGACAGAGGCCCAGCAGCAGGCUUUAGCUCAGCUCAAAGCCGACCACAAAUACAAGAAAUACAAGACGACUCUCAAAGCCGCCAUGAGCUCUCUCACAAACGCUGCAGUCUCGAGCAAUGACCGUCUCCACGAGAGUAAAACGAACUUAGAAACAGUCGCGAACAAAAGAGAUAAAGGGAAUGGAGUGGUCGAUGAUCCCAAAGAAGCAGAGCUCGAACAACAGAGGUAUCAUCAAGUUCUUGAGAAAAAGGUUCGGGAAAUCACCAAGGAUGCGGAAAAUGCUUUGAGGGAGUUGGUCGACUUUGAUGAUGAGCAGAAAAUGCACUCUACACAUCUGACUGAAGUGAUCGAUACUCUAAAAGCAGCCCCGCCCCUAAGAAACCAUGACGAGAUGGAGGACGAUGAAGACGACCUUGGAAUCCCCAGCGCUACUGAUUUAUUGAAGAAGACAAAGGCAGAUUAUGCGACUCGAUAUCACUCCAAAUCAAAAGUGGAGAGGUACGACUUCUUGCACCUCUCGAAUGCUUGCAAACUCAACUAACAAAUUCCCAGAUAUGGAGAUAAUGAAGUAUAUAGUGUUUUCAAGAGAGUCCUCCAUGAUGCCAUGUACCACAACAGUGGACCUCCACUAGCCAAACCGCGGGACUGGUUCCCAGAAGAAAAUGCCAAGUCUGGCUCACGUCGUGAUCGCGACGCCAAUAGCGCAGACUCGGACGACGUGAUUAUUGAGAGGGCGGAAGACUCUCUCAAGUGUCCAUUAUCAAUGCAAUACUAUGAAGAUGCAACCCUUGGUCCAUGCGGGCAUCAUUACGAUAGGAAGUCUUUCAUAUCUUGGUUCGACACUGCUCAUACUCAUUCACGACAAGUGGCCAGAGGAAGAGAGGUCAAAUGUCCUGAGACAGGUUGCAAUAGGGUACGCGCUAUACAAUUCCUUGAAUACAAACUUCUACUGACAUUAUAUAGUAUCUACGACCGGAAGAUCUCAUAGACGAUCCAGUCAUGAUGCGAAAAGUUGCACGUGCUAAGAAGAGAGAUGCUCGGGCUGCCGAAGAAGACGGGUAUGAGGAAGAUGAUGAUCCGCGCGGAGGUCAAAGGCGUCGCCCUCAGCAAUUAAGUGAUGAUGAUGACGACGAUCAAGAGUCCGCGUCAUCACAAGUCAAGAAGGUCAAAAGUGAGAGAAUGAGUCGUGGACCAAGUAGUGCACCAAAUCGUAGACGAUACAUUCCAGAAGAUGAAGAUGUCGAGAUGGAAGAUUGAUUAUCACAAUAUUAUUAUAGCAUUACGACUAGUUGGGAAGUACUUCUUGUCAUUGUGUUGUGCCUGCGGCUCCAUUGGAGCAUGUGCAAGGGAUAAUGGUA
Hymenoscyphus albidus is the source of this 1555-nucleotide messenger RNA. NCBI's taxonomy places the organism in Eukaryota, Fungi, Ascomycota, Leotiomycetes, Helotiales, Helotiaceae. The record is from the annotation of a GenBank genome assembly.